Molecule: messenger RNA, 1856 nt
Organism: Loxodonta africana (African savanna elephant)
Lineage: Eukaryota; Metazoa; Chordata; Mammalia; Proboscidea; Elephantidae
Product: putative gustatory receptor clone PTE03
Exons: 1
Coding region: 672-1610 (312 amino acids)
Biological process (GO): G protein-coupled receptor signaling pathway
Cellular component (GO): plasma membrane
Molecular function (GO): olfactory receptor activity; G protein-coupled receptor activity
Source: RefSeq, a predicted model, not a curated record
UCAACAAGUCCUUCAACUGAUUCUGACAAGAAGCAGUUUAAGAACCAUUGUUCUAAAACAUGGAUGUAGAGUUUGUUUUUCUGCUGGUUCGAAGGCUUGGGAAAAUUCCCAAGGAAAAAGCCAUGUAUAUUUUCUCUUUUAUUCCUAUUACUUGGCACAAUGUGGAUAAAGAAUAGAUAUUCAAUAAACACAUAAAUACUACCUAUGUGGUCAGAGAGUUGAAGACUUUUAAAGCAAGGAGCACUAGUGUCAUAGUGUCUAAGAGUUUGGCUGCUAACCAAAAGAUCAGCAGUUCAAAUCUACCAGCUGCUCAUUGGAAACCCUAGGGGGCAGUUCUACUUUGUCUUAUAGGGUUGCUAUGAGUCUGAUUUGACUCAAGGCACAGAACAACAAGAAAAAAAAAAUCAAGGAGCCUAUUUGUGUCUUUAUUCAGGUGGAAAUUUGGGGGGAGAUAUGGUAAUGGAUAAGAGAGAAAACAGAAGGAAGGAGGAAGGGAGGAUGGGACAAAGACAGACGAAGGAAUAGAAAGAGGAGGAGGGAGAAGGAGACAGAGAGUAGAAAGAUUUGUAGUAUUCACUUCGUUUCACAAUACAGAUGCGAGAAUUUCUCUGAAAUAAGCACCUCUUUUAGAUCUCUUUCCUAUCACUUCCAUCAUCAGACUCAUCAACAACAUGACAUCAGAAAACCAAACUGGUGUAGCAGCAUUCUCCCUCCUGGGGCUCUCAGAGGAUUCAGAACUGCAGCCCUUCCUGUUCGGACUAUUCCUGACCAUGUACCUCGUCACUGUGUUGGGGAACCUACUCAUUAUCCUGGCCAUCAGCUCAGACUCCCACCUCCACACCCCCAUGUACUUUUUCCUCUCCAACCUGUCCUUCACUGACAUCUGUUUCAGCACCACCACGGUCCCCAAGAUGCUGGUGAACAUCCAGACACAGAACAAAUCCAUCAGUUACACAGGCUGCCUCACCCAGGUUUGCUUCCUCAUGAUAUUUGCAGGCAUGGAAAAUUUUCUCCUUGCAGCAAUGGCCUAUGACCGCUAUGUGGCCAUCUGCCAACCACUGAGGUACACAGUCAUCAUGAACUCUCACCUCUGUGGUCUGCUGAUUCUACUCUCCUUGUUCAUUAGUUUGGUGGAUGCCCUGCUCCACAGUCUGAUGAUACUAAGGCUGUCCUUCUGCACAGACAGGGAAAUCCCUCACUUCUUCUGUGAGCUUGCUCAGGUCAUCAAACUUGCCUGCUCCAAUACUCUUCUCAAUAACAUCCUGACAUAUUUACUAACUAGCGUACUGGGUAGUGUUCCUCUCCUUGGGAUUAUUUUUUCUUACUUUAAAAUUGUUUCUUCCAUUCUGAGAAUACCAUCAGCUGGUGGAAUGUAUAAGGCUUUCUCCACCUGUGGGUCUCACCUGUCAGUGGUUUUCUUAUUCUAUGGGACAGCUUUUGGGGUGUACAUUAGUUCUGCAGUUACUCGUUCUUUCAAGAAGACAGCAGUAGCCUCAGUGAUGUACACUGUGGUCCCUCCAAUGAUGAACCCAUUUGUCUACAGCCUGAGGAACAGGGACAUGAAGGGAGCCUUGAAGAAACUCCUGCAGAGAACAUUUUCUUUUUCAUGAUUUUUUCAUCUGCCUUAGGCUUAGACUUCUAGAGUGAGUCAUUGUGAAAGAAAACCGGGUGAAUCAGAAUGUUAGACUCUUUUAUUAACAGUUCUUUUUUUUCGUUUCGAUGAUAAAAAACUUUAUAUGUUUAUCAAUUCAAAUGCAUUUUUACUUAUGAGUAUAUUUAUUUACUUACACAUGCUUCUGUCUUGUGAUAAUUUUUACCUUAUUAGCAAGGCAUGUUAAAGCAUUUAUUUAUUUAUG